AUGAAAAUCUCCACUGCGCUAUACGUCGGUCUUCUAUCUACUGCUUUAGGGACACCGCUUCAUGUGGCUGCUACCAACAACGUACAGCGCGGCACACCAACCAGCCGCGAUGCGUCUUCCGUCCAAGAAACGAUCAGUCUCUGCACUCAAUACGCCUAUUACGCGGCCAACGGUUAUGAAGUCCUAAACAACCUCUGGGGCAAGGACUCAGCGACCUCGGGAUCGCAGUGCACAUAUUACGAAGGCACUUCUGGGUCCGGCAUCAACUAUGUUUACGCCGGUCGUCAACUCACCAAAGGUAACACGAUUGCCAAGAUCAAAACCAUGCCAACGCAGAUUGAUUGGAGCUAUAACACCACCAACAAUGUACGCGCAAAUGUAGCGUAUGACAUCUUUACGGCUUCAGACCCAAAUCACGUCAAUAGCAGUGGGGACUAUGAACUCAUGAUUUGGCUCGGUCGUGAAGGUGGAGUAUGGCCAAUAUCACAGGGAGGAUCCCCAAUAGCUACGGUUACGAUCGCAGGAUACAGCUUCGAUAUUUACUUCGGCUACAACGGAUCGAUGAAGGUGUAUAGUUUCGUGAGAUCUAGUAGCAAUGAUAUAACCAGCUUCAAGGCUGACGUCAAGUUAUUUUUCAACUACUUGGUCAGCAAUCAGCAGUUUCCCGCAAGUUCGCAAAAUCUGAUCGUAUAUCAGGUAGGUACAGAGGCUUUUACCGGUGGGCCUACUAAAUUCUCAGUCUCCUCAUUCAGUGCUAGCAUUACUGUCUAG
This is a messenger RNA of Aaosphaeria arxii CBS 175.79, 771 nucleotides long. RefSeq names its product glycoside hydrolase family 12 protein. Bases 1 to 771 code for a protein of 256 amino acids. The transcript has 5 exons. Gene Ontology annotation, biological process: polysaccharide catabolic process. Gene Ontology annotation, molecular function: cellulase activity. NCBI's taxonomy places the organism in Eukaryota, Fungi, Ascomycota, Dothideomycetes, Pleosporales. The record is from RefSeq and is a predicted model, not a curated record.